Molecule: messenger RNA, 384 nt
Organism: Striga asiatica
Lineage: Eukaryota; Viridiplantae; Streptophyta; Magnoliopsida; Lamiales; Orobanchaceae
Source: the annotation of a GenBank genome assembly
AUGGUCGACAUAGGCAUCUCCAAGGGAUUAUGGCUCCUGCGUCAAAUUGGACGAGAGGACGCAUACUUGGGGGCGCAGACACUUUCCGAUUGUACUGAGGUUUUUUCAGCAGUGCCGUUGAAAGAGUUGGAUAAAGACCGGAAGAUGAGGAAGAAGGUGGCAUAUAGCUUCUACAGGAUCUUAUUCAUUCUACCGAAAGCGAUGAGGUUUAACCCGAUCAUGGACUUUGUUGCCAAAACCACCUUAGAGGACGAAAAGGAUGUGCCAGGUUGGAUAUUGGAGUUAGUUAACAAGUGUUCCGACCUGUCCAAAAUUGCUCGGAAAUAUGAGGGUGCGGUUGAUGAUGAUGAGGUGAUUGAAGAGUUAGAAAGAUGUUUGAUAAAU